AUGGUUUUACUGGAAUUUAGAAUGGAUAAUAUUCAUUGUCACGAGUGUGAAGACCAUAUCCGCAUCACACUAUCCAAGUAUUUCGAAUGGGUCGAUAAGGACGAUUUAGAGUCUUCGAACGAAUCUUAUGGAUCUCGCGGAGCUAAAUUUUUGCCAAGCUCAUCGGAAGAUGGCAAAGAACGGUUCAAAGCUUCGAUGAAAAUUGACCAUUCGCAAGGCAUUCUAGAAAUACAUAUUUACGGUGUCGGAGUAUUAUUGAGUCGUUCUGACUUGUCAAUACUUGUUGAUUCGAUAAAGAGGGAUCUCACGUAUGAAGGUUUUCUCGUGAAGAGCACGAUAUUCGCAGGCGACGAUGAACCUUCAAAUAACCAGGAAGUCCCCAAGCAGAAACUCAGCUUUCUGAAAAGUUGGCCACGUUUCGCAGAACGUCGGGAAAAGAAGCAGCGGGCUAGGCACUUGAAGAAUUGCGAAUUCUGCCGCAGCCCGAGUGAAGAGUCGCACAGGCCGAUUGAGAAAUCAAUUGAAGUUGUGGUGAAUACAGAUGCCGCGUAUGAAGCCUUUGUGAGCGUUGAGUGUUCCGAUUUUGAAGAAUCAUCCGAGGUCAUUAAGACUGAAAUCGAGGCCUUUCUACACUCUACAGCCGCAGGCAAGAAGUCAUUCUUUGUGCGCAUAGACCCGAAGGAGCGUUCUAUUGUAUUCACGGCGCCCUCCAAACAGAUGAUUCAGCAAGUGAUGGACUCUUUGAAACCGACGGGCAUGGGGGCAAGGCUGAUUGAUAUCAAGCCGUAUUUGGGACAGACACGCUACAAAAUCACGGCCGCGAUUGACGGAAUAACGUGUGCUGCUUGUGCCUCAACUAUAAGCGAGGCUGCUCAAAAUUUAAGCUAUGUCGAAGAGGUCGCAGUUAAUGUUGUCAGCAAAACAGCUAUUUUUAUUGUUUCUGACGACAGUGCGAGUAUCGCUGUAGGAUUGAAAGACGCGGUGGAGGAUUGCGGAUAUGGUUUUGAGCAACUGGGUCAUACAGAGGCCCUCGAUGAUGGUUUUUUGAAGAAACAAAGCAGAAGUGUCGUAUUAGAGGUGGACGGCAUGUUUUGCGACCUCUGUCUUGAGCGUGUUGAAAAGGCGCUCUCGAGGUUUCAAGGCGCUAACCUUGUUGUAGAAGAAAAAGCAACUUUGGAACAACCACAUCUAAAAUUCAGCUAUAACCCGAACGUGUCCAAAUCUAUUACCAUAAGGUCAAUCAAAGAUGCUAUUGAAACAGAACUAUCAAGCGGUAAUACUACUACUUUCGAAGUUUUCAUGAAAAAAGAGGCGUCUUUUGGUGAUCGGCUCAAGGAAAAAUCCAAAAAGGAGCUCAUCGGAAUUUGCAUGAGAUUGGUCGGGGCCACUCUUUUCGUGAUACCCACAUUCAUUUUCGGCGUUGUUGGAAUGUCUCUUGUGAACAGAGAUAAUGUAUUCAGAAUUUGGUUAGACGAACCGAUUUGGAGUGGCAAUGUCUCGCGGAAUACAUGGAUUUUAUUCAUUUUGAGUACACCCGUCUACUUUAUUAUCGAUGAAAUGUUCCAUAAGAAGGCCUUUAUGGAGAUAAGGGCAUUAUGGAAGCGAAAAAAUAACUGGAAAAAGAGGCUCUUACGUUUUGGCAGCAUGAGUCUUCUUGUAAGCUUAGGAACAUCUGUGGCUUAUUUUGCGAGUUUAGCUCUUCUCGUAAUUUCAGCCACAUCGAAGAGAAAGAUGGGCGAAGUGGGGUAUACUACAACUUACUUUGACUCAGUCAUUUUUCUGACGUUCUUCCUCUUAAUUGGAAGGCUCUUAGAAGGCUUUUCCAAGAAUAAAUCGGCUCAAGCCAUUGAUGAGCUGAGCUCUUUGAAAAAAGAGCAAGCCUUUCUCGUAACAAAAACCGCCGAGGGCAAAUUCGUCAAUGAACAGCAGAUUGAAGCCUAUAUGUUGGAACUCGGUGAUUUCAUUAGGGUCCCCCCGGGAACCUCGCCAGCCGAAGAUUGUAUUGUAGUGAGUGGGAAAGCGGAGUUUGAUGAAAGUGCCUUGACUGGUGAACCAGUUCCAGUAUUAAGAGGUGUCGGCGAACAAAUCUUCGCAGGAACAGUGAAUGCGGGCAACGCGGCUGUCGUUGGCAAAGUUACGAGUCUGAAUGGAGAGUCUCUGGUCGAUCAAAUUGUCAAAAGUGUAAGAGAUGGACAGAUGAAAAAAGCUCAGGUUGAAAAGCUGGCAGAUCUUUUGACGGGAUAUUUUGUUCCAAUCGUUAUACUCUCAGCCAUCGUGACGUGGGUGAUUUGGAUAAGCUUAGCUUAUAGUGGAGCUUUGCCGAUAUCAUAUCUUGAUAUUGAUGCGGGUGGUUGGGCAGUGUGGUCUUUGGAAUUCGCAACUUCCGUUUUUGUCGUUGCGUGCCCCUGUGGGAUCGGAUUAGCUGCCCCAACUGCAUUGUUCGAAGGAUCGCGGCUUGCAGCAAGAAGUGGAAUUCUUGCUAGAGGUGGUGGAGCCGCUUUCCAAGAGAGUUCUCGGGUAUCCAUCGUUUGUUUCGACAAGACAGGGACUCUAACCACAGGAAAUAAGCUUACUGUUUCUGAUUUUGCUUUGCACAGUGAUCCACGCAUGAGAGAAAUUACCCUACAAGUUACAAAAGACUUAGAAGGAUCUUCAUCGCAUCCAAUCGCCAAGGGUGUAAGUGAAUUCUUGCUUCAGAAUUAUGGCGCGGCGAUCGCCAAGAACAAGAUGACCAAUAUCAGAGAAAUUGCAGGCAGAGGUCUACAAGCGGACGUCAACACAUCGGAGAUAUUGCCCAAUACGAGUUGGUCAGACUUAAGUCCUGAGUCAGCUGUUGUAGGAAAUGAAGCUUUCAUGGCGGCAAAUGGCUGUACCUUGAGUAAUUCUCAGGAAUGUCUUCUCAAGAGGUGGAAAGCACAAGGAAAGAGCGUUGUGAUAACAGCUGUCAGAUGCCCUACGCUUUUUGGUAAUAACGCGUAUUCUGCUGUUCUACUGAUGGCCCUCGAAAAUGCCAUUAGACCUGAAGCCAAAGACGUCAUAAAAAAACUUCAAGAGAAUGGUAUUCAAUGUUGGAUGAUUUCCGGCGAUAAUGCAAUUACAGCGAAGGCCAUUGCCGACAAACUGAAUAUUAGUAAUGUUAUUGCCGAAGUCAUGCCGGAGGAAAAGGCCGCUAAGGUAAAAUGGAUUCGAAAUACCCAUUCGCAAAAUGGUCAGCUCCCAAUUGUAGCCAUGGUUGGAGAUGGUACAAACGACGGACCCGCUCUUGCCUGCGCCGAUGUUGGAAUCGCUUUGGCCUCGGGCUCAGACCUAGCUGUCACUUCAUGUGAUUUUGUCUUGCUUAGGUCAAGUAAUCCAUUGGUGUCUCUUCUGAACCUUUUAGAGUUAUCGAAAGCCGUUUACCGAAGGGUCAAAUUCAAUUUCGGAUGGGCCCUAUUGUAUAACAUGAUCGGUGUUCCUAUUGCAGCAGGCGUGAUUUAUCCUUACAGAAACUCUAGACUCUCUCCAGUGUGGGCCAGUGCGGCAAUGGCUGCUUCUUCAAUUUCGGUCGUCAUGAGCAGUUUUGCUCUGCGACUGUUUAGACCAUCAGAAGUCAUUUUGGAGUCAUCAAAUGAAAUUGGUGAUGAACAAACUCAAGCUAAGGAAUUUCUUUUAGAAUAA
Messenger RNA from Lachancea mirantina, 3657 nucleotides. The record is from the annotation of a GenBank genome assembly. NCBI's taxonomy places the organism in Eukaryota, Fungi, Ascomycota, Saccharomycetes, Saccharomycetales, Saccharomycetaceae.